CUACGUACGUAGGGUCGUGUGUAUACGAUAUUUUUAAUAUAAUCGUGUUCGGUAAGAAACUGGUUUCGUUUAACGCGUUGUACUCGAUGAGGAGCGAAAAUCAUAAUAACGCGCAACGCGGGACAGCAGCAGUCCAGUACGUCCAUCCGUUGAUACAGCAACGGCAAAAGUAAUAUUAUCGCGUUUGCUACAGCUGUACGGAUUGAAAACUAAAAAAAAAAUCAAAAAAAAAACCGCCAUGCAGUCCGUGUUAUUUGCAGCCACCGUUGUCGUGGCUCUCGCGACGAUUUCGGCCAACAGCAUCGAACCGUUGAAAGUUUCGGUUUACUACGAAUCUCAUUGUCCAGACAGCAGAGAUUUUAUUAUGACACAACUUCAUCCGCACUUCUGUAAAGUACAACAAUACUUGGAUUUGAAUUUAGUGCCAUUCGGUAAAGCUUAC
Messenger RNA from Sipha flava (yellow sugarcane aphid), 442 nucleotides. RefSeq names its product GILT-like protein 1. Gene Ontology annotation, molecular function: oxidoreductase activity, acting on a sulfur group of donors, disulfide as acceptor. Lineage: Eukaryota; Metazoa; Arthropoda; Insecta; Hemiptera; Aphididae. The record is from RefSeq and is a predicted model, not a curated record.